Messenger RNA from Cololabis saira (Pacific saury), 4027 nucleotides. RefSeq names its product phosphoprotein membrane anchor with glycosphingolipid microdomains 1 (gene pag1). Bases 289 to 1665 code for a protein of 458 amino acids. Gene Ontology annotation, biological process: intracellular signal transduction; negative regulation of T cell activation. The transcript has 9 exons. The record is from RefSeq and is a predicted model, not a curated record. Gene Ontology annotation, cellular component: plasma membrane; membrane raft. Lineage: Eukaryota; Metazoa; Chordata; Actinopteri; Beloniformes; Belonidae.
CGCGUCGAGCCGAGCGGAUCCGCGUCUCUCCGGUGCUGAAGGCGAUGCGCGCAGCCCGCGGGACGAGCCGCGUCCCCGUCCGCGUCCCCGCGUCCCCCCGCCGGACCUGGACGGACGCCUGAACACGCCGCACCUCUACCGACUCAAGCCGAUGCUGAUUUUUUUUUAACAUUUUUCUUUUAUUUCUGGACAGCCUCUCAAAUCUCUGGCGAGGCCGACCUGACUAAUCAUCCCAGGUGUCGAGCUGGUGCCGGUCCGAUGUCCUCUCCCUCCACACUGUGAUGUGCCAUGGCUCCGGUGCUAAGUGGAGUGUGGUGGGGGCCGGAGGCGGGUGUCGUGGGCUCAGGUACGGUGGCCGCGGCUGCUGGUGACGCGUCGUGGGCGGGCAGCGGGCAGGUGGUCCUGGUCGUCUCCCUCAGCACCCUCACAGCCUUGCUGCUGGUCUCUGUGUUCCUGGUUCUGUGCGCCAGCUGCCAGGGGCAGAAGAAAACCAUAAAUGGACAUCCAGCAGCAGACCACGAGAACCUCGUGAACGGAGUAUCGGAGAGAGAGACGGCCAGCCAAUCGGCAGACAGCCCGGUGACUGACGCGGCGGUCAGCAGCUCUCACAAUGGUCCUCUAACCAGCGGUACAAUCCUCUCAGACACACAGGACACUAGUCUCCAGCUGUCCGAGGAGAUCCUGUCCAGCCAAUCAGAGCUCAGGUCCUCCAAGUGUCCUCAGGACCGCGAGCUUCCCAGCAUCCCCCCCGGCAACGCCCUGGUGGGGGACAGACCCCCGGUCUCCGGGGACAGCACUUACGAGGUGGUGAAGGAGAUCGCGGUGGCGUCACGUGACGUCAGCGUGGAGGACUCUCUGUAUGAGACGGUAAAAGAGCUGAAAGAGUCCCCGGCACAGCCCUGCCUGCCCAACGGUACCGUCCAGCUGAGCCAUGAAGAGCCUCCUCCUCCCCCUCACCCCCCCGCCCUGCUCAACGGCCACCUGAGCCCGUCCACACCUGAGCGGGGGCCGCUCUGUGCCGGGGUGGAGUACGCCUCAGUCGACCUGAACAAGAAGAGCCGCCACAGCGCCGACAUGGAGGCGAAGAGGCGCUCCGAUAACGCCGCCGUCGCCUCGCACAAGCCGCUGGAGGAGCCGGAGGAGGACGUUCCUCCGCCGGUGCCGGAGAAGGUUCUGGAUGAAAACGACAACCAGCCGGUGCUGGUGAACGGGCUGCUGGGAGCCGGCCUGCACAAUGGAGAGUUACACUCUCCUCUGUCUCCUGCGCCGGGGUUCAACAAUCACAUAUUGUCCAACGACGAGGCAGCGCUGUAUUCUACAGUCGACAAAACAAACUGCGACGGCGUCAUCAACGAAGAGGACAAAGAGCACGAUUACAGCAGCAUUGCAGAGAUCAAAGGUCUGGUCCCGGCCUCGUCCUCCAGCGACCUCUACGCCACCGUCAGAGAUAUCUACACGGAGCACGACGAGCCCCAGCCGGGGGACGACCCGGCCCUGGACGGCAUGGAGCCCGCCUACGAGACUAUCCGCAUCCCAAAGACUAGCGGCUCGGAGGAUGACUGUAGGGCCGGCGGGGAAGCGGAGGCAGUCGGCGCUGCCAGGGCCGAGCCCGACUACGAGAGUGUUGGAGAAUUGGGUCUUCAUCCAGAAAUGUCCCGCCUUUGAGUGUUUUUUUUUCUCCUCUCUCUCUUCUUAUUUUUUUUAAAACUCCAUUCAAAGGUGAAGCAUCCCACAGAUAUCACCGUAAUGCUCUAGAGCGGCUGUCGAGCACUUUCCGGGUGCAUGACUUGAAGAAAACAUCAGAAAACGGCUCCACACACAUGUGGGUCCUCAUCAGCGAGUGCACGUCUGAAUGACAGCUCUGGUACAGUUUAUCAUAUCUGGACUUCUUUAAUUUAUAUCAUCGGUACUCGUAGGCCUUAACGACUCUUCAUUCUGAAAAAAGAAAAAAAAAAACAUCCAAUCACAACACAUAUGCUGCAUUUUAAGCUUAAGCCUAAGACACUAUUAAUGCCUGAUUUAAAAAAAAAAAAAAAAUGUCUCCAAGAAUUCAGUGCCAUAUAGUUAUAUAGAUAAAUGCACUUAGCACAUGUGAAGGUUACAUUAACGCUGCAGCAGCUCGUCAUCAUCUUAUCUUCUGGUUGCCCUCGGCGACACGUUUUAUUGAGGUGUCGUUGGGUGUAUUUCUUAGCUGCCGGCGCUGCGGCACCUCCGAUGCACAAAUUGUAAGGUUACAAGGUCAAACUGAGGCGACGAGCUGUUGGAUGCUGCACGUUCGGGGGUUAAACUCAGAACGCUGAAUCAAGCUGGGAAACAGGGUGACGGGGGGGGGCUUUCAACCGGACUUUUGAUCGAAGAAAUGAAGUUUUACAGUUCAGUCAUUUUUCUUAGCUGUAUUUAUUGGAAGUGUUUAUUGUGUAAUUGUGAAACGUUAGCGUGCGUCUGAGAGGAGUUCAUAGGAUUUUAUAGAAGUUUCUAGCAUUUUCAUUGAGAUACUCAGAGAAAGGGAGUCGUGAGGUUAAGAACAGUUUGGUACACAUUUCUGUAACUAUUUAAAGAAUUUGUUUAAAGAAGAAGAAAAAAAGACAUUUUGAGAGUGAAUCAUUGUCAUUUUGCACACAGUUCAAAGUACUUAUAUUGUGAAAUGGCAACAAACUUGUACUAUUAUUGUGUUAUUUGCUUCCUGUGUUUUUGUCGAGUCUACUUUCGGUACAAGAUACAGUAUUCGGUUGGCUUAAAGCACAAGGUUGAGUUUCAUGGUACUGCAUUUAUAGAUAUAUUAUCAGAGGCUUAAUCAGAAUCCAGUUACGUUGCUGCACAAUUUGAACCUGUAAUGUUUUUUGUGUUAUCAGAAAAGAAAAUAAUAUCUGUCUGUUUGUAGCUCGUACUGACGACAUGCCGAUUAAGGCUUGUAUAUAGUUAAAGCACUAUUUUAACCACCCGCUGGACAUUUUAUGUAAACUUUUACUCGCUUGUUCUUUGUUCAGAGUAAUAUUUGAAAAAGUCGCUCUGUUCAGAGCGCUGAUGUAUAUCGAGCUUGUGUGAAGGAAGUCGUGCUGUCCAGAUGUAGCUCCAAGUGGCGACUUAAGACGAUGUCAGAAAAAAAUGGUACAAUUUUAUUUUUUACUUUUUAGCACUUGCAUUUUAAAAAUGGUGUGGUACUUUUGUUUAAAAGCAAAGUAAUGUCUCAGAUCUGGUGACUGAUGUCUGUUUUAAAACUUGGUAUGGCCCGUGCUUUUUGCUGUAAAUAUUUUCCUGUCACAGUAUUUACUCCGUCUGCAGAAAGGCUGUUUUCAGCCGUCUCCGCCCACUUUAAAAAAAAAAACCUGCAUCACACCAUCUUCUGCCUUUAUCGUCAUCUUCUCCGGCUCAAGUGUCAGUAGACGUCCAGAGGCUUGUUUGCUGGUAUUUGAUAUGUUGUCACAUCUCCCAGUAUUCCCACAGUGAGAGGAUUUUAAUGCCAUAUGCUCCUCCUAGUAUUCUACGACGGGUGGGAGAUAAAUGUCCUUCAUCAAGUGUGUUUAGUCCACCAGUGUUAUUUACUCGCUCACAUAGUUCCAAUGAACUGAUGUGGUGGUAUAUUCGGCUUUUUUUUAAUCACAUAUUGCUCACAAAAUACUAUAAAGGUACUUUAAGGAAAUGCCAAAGGAGGAUGUCUCAGUGCCAAAUCUGAUCUGGACAACAGCCAGACACGUCCGUAAACAUUUACCGAAAAUCACUUGGGUUCUCCGGCCGAGACGUGUAAACACACACUUUCCUCUCCAGGGAGGGUAGUUUUGGUGGAGGUUUUACCAAAGCCCCCGCCCCCCAUCUGCCUCUCCCGCGGCUCUCCCCCUUCCCUAAUGAGACCGUUUGUUCCCCCAACAACCAACAGACAACUCCACGGUGACACCGCCUUUGAUCAGAGGGCAAACCCUGUUUUGGCAGUUAUGACCACAUCUGUCACUCGUCUCUAUCCGGCCUCUUUUCGCUGCAUGUAAAUAUUUUAUGACAUGAAUUGUUCUAUUAAAAUAUCAAUAUAAUAAAA